Molecule: messenger RNA, 1455 nt
Organism: Maylandia zebra (zebra mbuna)
Lineage: Eukaryota; Metazoa; Chordata; Actinopteri; Cichliformes; Cichlidae
Gene: ubap1lb
Product: ubiquitin associated protein 1-like b
Biological process (GO): ubiquitin-dependent protein catabolic process via the multivesicular body sorting pathway
Cellular component (GO): ESCRT I complex
Molecular function (GO): ubiquitin binding
Source: RefSeq, a predicted model, not a curated record
UGGUUCUCUAAGUGAUGAAUGAUACAUCACAAACUAAGUGACUGCAGCUCUGACCACACAAAGACACAAGGUGGACUGAGCAGUAUGGAUGGUGUACCUCUGAGGGUGCCUCAGAGUGCUUCCUUUCAGGAACUAAAAUAUUCUGUCAGUACGACUGUCCCUGACUACUUCAACAUCCUGCAGGAGACAGAGUAUGGAUUCAGUCUGGAGAACUGGGUGCUAACUGGGCUGCAAAGUGGCUUUGCCACCCAGCACCAGCUUAACCCCUCUUCCUCUUCAUCAAGCCUGCUGUCAUCUUGUCCACCAUACUGGAUGCUGUUUAGCAGCCCUCGACAGCGGUCCCACAGCCUCAACUCCUCCAUCCUGCGUACCAAGGCUACCAUCUCACCUUCAGAUGACGAAGAGGGCACUACACAGAAAGCCAGGACGAGUUCCAUAGUGACAGUGAGUCCGGGGGAACAGCGUCCUUCUGCAAACUGUCAGCGUGGUCAGAGGAAAGCACAGAAGGCCUUUGUCCCUGACCUGCUGAACCCCCCGGCCUGUCUGAGCAGCCUGCCCCACCAGCGCAGAAAGAACCUGCGCCAGUGUUCACUGUCAGUGCUCGACACGCCCACACAACAAGAUCCCAACACAGAGACUUAUCCCCAGAGCACUUCAUCACACACAGCCUCGGACACGAGGAUCCCUCCCAGCAGAACCAGCACAGCCAGCAUGAUAUUCAGACCAGACACCUGUAGAAACCCCCCUGUCAUGUCAGGCCCCAGGGGUUUGUCCUCCUCUGCUUUGGACUCUACAGCAGAACUCCUGUCAGCUCUAAACCCAGCGGAGAGAGAGUUGCUGGAGGCCAUCACUGCAAGGGGCUACUCUCUUCAUACUGCCAUCACUGCCCUUCAGAGGACAGGACAGCAGACCCCAGAUGAGAUCUUGAGUUAUCUGGUGGCGUGUGACCACUUGUGUCAGCUGGGUUAUGACAUGUCCCAGGUGGAAGAGGCCUUGGAGAUGUUUCAAAACUGUGAAACAAAGGCAAAGGAGUUCCUACACCUGCUGAAUCAGUUCAAUGAGAUGGGCUUUCAGAAGAAUGCCAUCAAAGAAGUGCUGCUGGUUCAUGAAAACCACCGAGAUCGGGCCCUGGAGGAGCUGAUGAUGCGUGUGUCCUGAUAAAACACACACACUUUUCACAUUGAUAUCUUGCAGACAAUCAUCUGUAUUCUAAAAAUUGCAGUCAUAUCUGACCUUGUGCUGGUAUGAAACAACUGCACACAUAUAGUUGAUGCUGACACUGCAUUGUUAGAUGAUCUAUUCAUAUUUCUGAAUUAACCCAUAUCUUCUUUACCACUUUUUUAGAUUCGUUUUGGAACAAAAAUACUCUGAUUAAAGUCCUGCUGUGUCUAAAUUUUGAAGUGACGUAAAUAUUUGUAGUAAUUGUGAACAAACUUAUUAAAAGUGUGAAAUUAA